Messenger RNA from Orycteropus afer afer, 423 nucleotides. NCBI's taxonomy places the organism in Eukaryota, Metazoa, Chordata, Mammalia, Tubulidentata, Orycteropodidae. The record is from RefSeq and is a predicted model, not a curated record.
UCUGCACACUGCUGAAUGACCUUCAUGCCUCAGCAUAUGUCAAGGAUGUCAGGCUCUGAUGUCCUGUGGCUGGCCUUGGCCUCCUGCAUAAUGACUAUGGCAUCUGCAGAACAGCCAGACCCUUCUACUGCAGUGGGCAAGUGUGACAACUCCUGCCGCCCUGAGGAGGAGUGCCGCUUGGUCAAUGGCACCUGGGCCUGUUUCUGCAGACAGGAUCUCAACAGCUCUGAAUUCUUCCAAUACACCUAUCUCCUUAGAAAUCAAACUCAUGCCAUCUACAAAAACAAGAUCUCCUUGGUCAAUGAUUUCAUCAUCAGAGACACCAUCCUCAACAUCAACUUCCAGUGUGCCUACCCACUGGACAUGAAAGUCAGCCUCCAGACUGCUUUGCAGCCCAUCGUAAGGUACAGCAUUGACUCUUGA